Molecule: messenger RNA, 1422 nt
Organism: Peronospora belbahrii
Lineage: Eukaryota; Oomycota; Peronosporomycetes; Peronosporales; Peronosporaceae
Source: the annotation of a GenBank genome assembly
AUGACGGACUUGGAUGGAGACGACGUCGUGUAUGCGUCUAUUUUGACUCGUGUAGAGGACUCUGAGCUACACAAUAAGAUGAAUAAUGUACUGAAGAAGGAACUGAACAUAAUCAAACGUCACGUGCGUUACACGUCGUCGUCUUUGACCGCAUUACGGCAAUUGCAAGCAGCAGCAGGACACUUGCGACCGAAUGGCGAUUGGCUGCCCGCGACGCUAGAGACACAGUUAAAGAGCAUUGAGGAGACGAAUUAUUACUUAGAUAUUGUGAUGGACCAUAUGCAAAUGGAUAGAAAAAGGAAAAAGAGAAAACGACCAUGGACGAGGAGGACAAUGAAGAAAGAAGACAGGGACGAGAUUCUUAUUGUUGACGAAGAAAUACACAGUUAUGUACAAAGAACAGAUAAAGUAGAGAUAAUUGAGGAAAGGCUUAGUAGUGUUGAUACAGUGGAGAGAGACAAGAGUGAAACGCUGCAGGACGAGAAGGAGUCUCAUGUCGAAGUACUGGAUAUGGCAGGUGUUAGUGAGAGGCCAGAGAUAAACAGGGCAAUAAAGUGUGAAAGAGUGGAUUAUGCUGAGAGUGAGAUGGAUGAGAAGCAUGUAAAAGACAGCAAGAAGGACGAGGUGGGCUUAGAGAUGGUCACAGCUGAUGAGGGAAUAGUUGGAGUGGAGUUGAAAAUGCAGACAGGACGUGGUAAUAAAGAGCUCAAUGAUAUGAGGCAUGAAUGUGAAAAGCUGUCAAAUAGGUUGGUGGAAAUGCCAUUCGAUGCAACUGUGGUCGUGAAAGAAGAGCCGGUGACGGUAGAUGAUGUACAAGCUUUGCCUGAUGAUGCUGGAAGCAGUAUCAGGAAAUCUAAAAUAGCAGCUGACAUUGUGGAAUCACCUAUCGAGAUGGAGGUAAACGAAUCGCCUAGCGAGGUUGCGGCGAAUCUGGAGGCGUCAGGAUUGACAGAGUUGGCGGUAGAGCUGGAAGUGCCAGAUUCCGAGUCUGAUGACGAGUUUUCUCCUGUUCAAGAAAUAGUGGCUAAACUUCAGAAGGCAGAGUUUUCUACUCAGCUGGUCAGAGUUCCAGCCGCUGUGGACCAGUUGCGUACCUAUUUGUUUGACCGUAAAUAUCUGACCAUUGCCGCGGCGGACGGAUAUUUAUUUGCGCACAAGCGCAUUACCGAUAAGGAAAUUAACGAGAUCGGAUAUACGAUUGAGAAAAUCGUCUCCGUGGCCAUGAACUUGCCAAAAAGGCUGAGGAUCAAGCUUGCACUAUGCGACUUGCUCGCGACCAUUGAGCAACUUGAGUUUACCCUAGGCAAAUUGCCAGAGUUCUUACGCCCGGCCAUAAAGAAGCUCUCGAGUUAUUUUUCAUCGGAGAUGGAAACUAUAUCUGCUGAAAACCGUGCGGCUCGCUUUGCCGUCUUUCAUGUGUAG